GUUAUAUUGCAUUGAAUUGAAACAAAGAAUAUUGAAUCAGAAAGGUACAAGGUAGAAGAAAGAAGGGUUACAUGGAACGGCAUCUACACGUCACCACCCCUCAGCCAAGCCCUAAAACGACGCAAGCAAGAAUCAAGCCACGGUCAUACCACCCACCUAAUACUCAAACAAAAUGAAAUCAAAGCUCCCCCCCAUCCAUGUCAAUGCGACUUCCCCGAUUACCUGAAACAGAGAAUAUUCCUAUCGUACAAUAUGAAGCUCGCAGUCUUCAGCGCCAAAUCCUACGACAAGCACUACAUUGACGUCACACUCCGCAAACAACACCCCACCCUUUGUGAGAUAACCUACCAUUCAUUCGCCCUCUCAUCCGAGACCGUAUCUCUUGCACAAGACAGCGAUGCAGUCUGCGUCUUUGUAAACGACCAGCUGGAUGCCCCUGUCCUCCAAACUCUCUAUGCAAACGGCGUGCGCGCCAUUCUCCUCCGCUGUGCGGGCUUCAACAAUAUCAACCUGCAAGUCGCCGAAGACCUCGGCUUCUUUGUCGCCAACGUCCCCUCGUAUUCCCCUGAAGCGGUCGCCGAGUUUGCAGUGGCGUUGAUCCAGACCCUGAAUCGCAAGACACAUCGUGCGUUUAACCGCGUCCGGGAGGGGAACUUCAACCUUGAGGGGUUUUUGGGCCGUACGCUUUACGGGAAAACGGUGGGGAUUGUAGGCGUGGGUCGCAUCGGGCUGGCGUUUGCGAAGAUAGUGCAUGGGUUUGGGUGCAAGUUGCUGGCGUAUGAUCCGUUUGGAGGCGAGGAGUUCAAAAAGUAUGGGGAGUUUGUGGAGCUAGGGGAUCUACUGUCGCAAAGCGAUGUGGUCAGUCUGCAUUGUCCUCUCACAGAUGGUACGAGGCAUGUGAUUAAUGAUGAGAAUCUUGCACGGAUGAAGAAGGGUGCGUUGUUGGUCAAUACUUCCCGUGGAGGAUUGGUCAACACUAAGGCUGUUAUCAAUGCGCUUAAGUCCGGUCAGCUUGGUGGUGUGGCGCUGGAUGUGUAUGAGGAAGAAGGGGCACUGUUCUACAAUGACCAUUCUGGCGAGAUUAUCCAUGAUGAUGUGUUGAUGCGGCUGAUGACGUUCCCGAAUGUGCUUGUUUGCGGCCAUCAGGCUUUCUUCACGGAGGAGGCACUCAGUGAGAUCGCCGGAGUUACGUUGGGGAACUUGGAGGACUUCGUUAUGAAGAGGACUUGCAAGAACUCGCUGGUGCGUGAGGGUCAUUUGGUGGUUCCAAUAGACAAGGAGCCUGUGCGGUUGUAGUAGGUUGUUUGGCAUCGACUGAAGUUGACAAGGAUGUCAUUUAUUCUUGCUGGAGACGUUGAACUGCCGAACGCUGAAUUUAUUCUAUUACCUGGACACCUGGAUGCCUAGGAUCCAGAUCAAACUAUCUAUCAUAUGGUUAUGACCGAUAUUCAAACGAAGAUAUUCAUAAUAUUCAUUAAUUCAUUUAUAAUCAUCAACCAAUGAGGAAAAUAUCAAGUUGCAAUAAUCGGACAUCGUUCAUGCUUCAUAACAUCAAACCAACUCAGCGUAUAAUCCUUAGCCUUGUCACGCGCUUCCCAAACCAUCUGUGCAGUCUUGGCUGCGGCCGAAAAAGAAGAGAGAGAUGUACGAUGGCCGGUGGAUACCAACCAGUCUAGUAACCCGCGUUGCAAGUCGGGAUCCAAUGCCUCACAGGCAGCUACAAAGCCAGGCCAAAGGAUUGC
Molecule: messenger RNA, 1742 nt
Organism: Aspergillus pseudotamarii
Lineage: Eukaryota; Fungi; Ascomycota; Eurotiomycetes; Eurotiales; Aspergillaceae
Product: 2-hydroxyacid dehydrogenase
Exons: 1
Coding region: 253-1296 (347 amino acids)
Molecular function (GO): NAD binding; D-lactate dehydrogenase (NAD+) activity
Source: RefSeq, a predicted model, not a curated record